Messenger RNA from Acanthochromis polyacanthus (spiny chromis), 6202 nucleotides. RefSeq names its product integrin alpha 4 (gene itga4). Gene Ontology annotation, molecular function: integrin binding. The transcript has 29 exons. NCBI's taxonomy places the organism in Eukaryota, Metazoa, Chordata, Actinopteri, Pomacentridae. Bases 435 to 3539 code for a protein of 1034 amino acids. The record is from RefSeq and is a predicted model, not a curated record. Gene Ontology annotation, biological process: cell-cell adhesion; cell-matrix adhesion; cell adhesion mediated by integrin. Gene Ontology annotation, cellular component: integrin complex; external side of plasma membrane.
ACUCACGCACGCGCACGCAGAGGGAGGGGAGGGAGUGUCUCCGCGCGCUCAGCUCUCAGUUUCAUUGACUUCAUGUGAAACUCAGCUCAACUUUAGUUUUUACUCUUUCUUAUUUUAUAUAUGUAAUAAAAACAUCUUCGGUUUCUUUUUCUAUUUCAGUUUCUUCUCGCUUCACGUGUUUCUCUGUGCGGAAAUCACGGAGCCUCGUGCGCCACCGGUUAACUCACGGACAGAGGAGCAACAGGAGGUUCCGCCGGGAAGGAGGAGGAUUUAACGGGGACUUGUUCACCAAAGCUGCGGCUCUUUUCGUUCCGUCUGUCCCGGUAACCGAUUCAUACAUCUGGACCGGACCGACCGGAGCUUCUGUCUGACCCGGGAUAUCCGCUGCCUGACCCGCGACAGAGCCUCUGCUGUCAGACCGUUUGUCCUCCAUCAUGGGCUCCUCAGCGGUCAGCGUUGGUUUGCGCUCCCGCCUGGUUCUGGUUCUGGUCCCGGUUCUGGUCCUGGUCCUGGUUCUGGUUCAUCCUGCUACAGGAUACAAUCUAGAUCAGGACCACAGUCUGGAGUUCAGCGGUCCACCUUCCUCCAUGUUUGGAUACUCAGUCCUGCUUCAUCGGCACAAAUCUCACCGCUGGUUGGUGGUCGGGGCUCCAGUGGCGAACUUGUCCUACAGUCCGUCGGUUGAAUCUCCCGGUGCCGUUUUCCGCUGCAAUGUCACGUCUGAGCACCGGCGCUGCCACCACAUGCGUGCUGACGUGUCGACGUGUGGGAAGACGUGUGAAGCGGAGAGUGACCGUCAGUGGCUAGGAGUCAGUCUGUCCAGACAGCCUGGAGACAACGGAGGACACGUCCUGGCAUGUGCACACCGCUGGAAGAACGUCUACUACUCAAAGAAGGACAAUCAGAACAACAAGCUGCCCAAUGGCGUCUGUUAUCGCUACGGCAGCGACCUGGGACACGCCCAACCCAUCAUCCCCUGUUACAGAGACCACCAGAGGAAGUUCGGUGAGGAUUAUGGAUCAUGUCAGGCAGGAAUUUCCAACUUCCUGACUGAGGAUCUGAUCAUCAUGGGGGCACCGGGGACGUCUUAUUGGACGGGUUCGGUUCUGGUCUACAACACGUCCAGCAGAGGGAUGUCGGUGUACCUGGAUGACGAGAACGGAGCCGUUAGCUUUGGAAGCUACCUGGGUUAUUCUGUCGGAGCAGGUCACUUCUUGAGCCCUCUAAGUAUGGAGGUUGUGGGUGGAGCUCCACAAUACAACCAGAAGGGCAAAGUCUACAUCUUCACUGUAGACUCCAACAUGCUGCGAGUCGUGUCUGAAGUGUCCGGGAAAGAGCUGGGAUCCUACUUCGGCUCCAGCGUUUGUGUCGUUGACCUGAACGCCGACGGUUUGUCAGACCUGUUGGUCGGCGCUCCCAUGGCAACAGGCAUCGCCAGGGAGGAAGGAAGAGUACAUGUGUACAUCAACCAGGGACAGGCGAAGCUGCUGGAGGCCGAGUUUCAGCUGAGCGGCAGCAACGCCUACGCCGCCCGGUUUGGAGAAACCAUCGCCCACCUGGGAGACCUGGACGACGACGGUUACCCCGAAGUGGCAGUUGGUGCCCCACAGGAAGACGACCUCAGAGGAGCCGUCUACGUCUACAACGGCAGGAAGGACGGCGUUUCACCCACUCCAUCUCAGAGGAUUUCUGGAUCCGCUCUGGGUCGUAACCUCCGGAUGUUCGGUCAGUCGCUGAGUUCUGGAAUUGACAUCGAUGAUAACGGCUACCAGGAUGUGGCAGUCGGAGCGUUCCUCUCGGACUCGGCUGUGGUUCUCAGGACCCGUCCGGUGAUUCAGGUGAAGGCAUCUCUGACUCUGCCUGAGCAGAUCGACCAGCGUGUGGCGCUGUGUCAUGAGCACAAGACUCCAACCGUCUGCCUCAACGUGACCAUCUGCUUCAGCGUGAAGUCCAGGCGGUUCAGAGGACCUAUAGAACUUCAGUAUAAUCUGACCGCUGACCUCCUCCAUAAACCGACCUUCCCUCAUCGUUUCUAUUUCCACGGUAACGGAUCAUCCAAUAGCACAAAGGGACAUCUGAGAGCACGACAAGGACACCUGAUGUGUAAAACGCACGUGGCUUACCAAAGGAAAGACGUGAGGGACAUUUUUACUCCGGUUCAGUUUGAGGUUUCCUAUAGUCUGAAGGACACAAACACCCACAGAGGUUCAUCCAAAACCUUUCCUCCGUUGAAGCCGAUUCUGAAGCAGAGUCCAGGACACCACAACACCAUCUCCAACCAGACGUGGUUCUCUCGUUCCUGCUCUCUGGUGAACUGUUCGACCGACAUGCAGCUCUCGACUGAACUGCUGCUUCCACAUCAGCAGGACUACUUUGCUCUGGGCUCCGGACAGACCAUCAUGUUGAAAGCCUCGGUGCUGAACUCUGGAGACGACGCCUUCCUGCCUAAACUGACGCUGCGAUUCCCUGACAACAUCCACUACAUUAAAGUGCUGCAGAACCAGGACAACGUGGUCAAUUGUGACGUCAUACAGGAGGUGAACACGACAACGGUGGGCGUCGACUGCAGCGUCUCCAGCCUCCUCCUUCCAGCUAAAUCCCAGCUGAAUAUUGGCUUUCUGUUGGACGUCAACCAGAGCAGCACACCUGGUAACAUCUCCAUUCAUGUGAACGCCUACAGUGAUAACUAUGAAAAGGAGGAGUAUCUCCAUGACAACUCCAUGAAGCUCACGUUUCCUCUCAGAUAUGGACUCACCGUCAACAUCCACGGGUUUGUGACUCCCACCUCAUUUGUGUUUGGAGAUGAAGAUCUGGUUCCAGCCAACUGCUACUCUGAGAGAUUCAACUACACGUACAAGGUGUUAAACUCUGGACCUAGCAGGUCGGUGGACACUGUGAUCGAGAUCGCGCUGCCAAAGAUCCUCACACCUUACGAACACCGACUGCUGAAGGUGCUGGAGUGGCAGUCGUCUCAGGGUGUUUGUUCGAUCAGCGACAAGACGGUUUCAGUCAACGAGGACUGUGAGGUCCCUCAAGCUUCCUUCAUAAAACAGCUCAUCUUCUUCUUCUCGCCCACAUCCACACGCAGAAUGUUUUGUGGCCGGCGCGACACACUGUGUGAGCGGUUGGUGUGUCGCCUCGGUAAUCUGGAGGCGGGGAGGGACGCUACCAUCAAACUGGAGAUCAGCCUGAACCCUGCUGUUCUACUGCAAGCUCCGGGUCGCCACGGCAUCAUGUUGCUGGAGAGCACAGCAAGGAUGUCGUCUCCCAGAAACGAUUCUCACACCAUCAUCAUCCAGGAUCAACCUGUAGCACAGGUGGUGGUUGAAGCCGUUUCUACCCAGAAACCCUCGAUGCCGGUGAAGAUCUUCAUCAUCGUCGUCAGUUUAGUUCUGGGGCUGAUGAUCCUGGCUGCUCUCAUCUGGUGCUUGUGGAAGGCUGGUUUCUUUAAGAGAGACUUCCAGAAGAAGCAGGAGGAAUUCAACAGGGACAGCUGGGACUAUGUUCCUAAACUGGACAAAAGAGAAAGCACUACUUAACCCCGGCCGCUGCCUCUGGACGUGACCUCUGACCUUCUUACUGUAACUGUACGACAGUUUUAACAAGACAUUAAGCGUGUGCUGACGGACGACGUGGAUAAAACACCGCAUAUUGCAGGUGAACGUCUCCAGCACCACAGGUUGGAGUGUGACGGAUGAACGCCUCCGAAACACCCCUGAAUCUGACUGUGACCUUUUAAGAUACUUUGCCUGAUGUGCCUUCACCAAGACUUGAAACGCGAUGGAUGGAGAAUAAAUGAAAAGGGAGGUAAAGUAGUCAAAGUGGACCAAACCUCGGAGCUUCCUGGGAUGAUUUUCUGGUGAUCUCAGGGAUGGAAACCUGCCUCUGAUUGGUUCAUGACUCUAGAAAAACCUUCCUUUUGUCUGUGUACAUUAUCUUCUACAUUUUCUCCUGCUGUCCACGACACCAGGAGCCGACGCUGGAUGUUAACCAGACAGAAGAAGGUGACGGCGGCUGGGAUGUCCUGGUACCGGGAGGAGAGUCAUAUGACUAUGUGGUGUCGCUCUUUUCACCUGUUCUCACUGCGGGAUUUCUUGGUUUUGAGUUCAAAUCAUUUCAGGGGAGUUGCACAAUCUGCUCAAGUAAACACGCGUUGUUUUUUUUUUGUUUUUGUUUUUUACUCCGAAUCCAGUGAUAACAAGUCGUCUUGGUCAUGCUGACUUUUAAGGGACCCCAGAGGAGAAAUUUCUUCCCUCCCAUUCAUAAAUUUGAGGAAAUGUAGGAAUCAUAUUUGCGAUCUUUGUCACUUUGACGGCAGCUCAUCACAACAUCUCAGCUGUCAGUCACUGCAGGAGAACAUCUAAUCUACAACUCUUUAUGUAGAUGUUUGCAGGGUGAAGGCCAGAAUGUGACAGAUCAGACAUGUGGAAACAAAAAACAGCAAGAAAUGUCCUGAAUGAAAGCAGAGAAAGAGCACACAGGUGGGCUAAAGUCUGAUUUAUACUCCUAGCUGGUGCACCGACAGCUCAGAUACAGUGCAGAAGUAUAAAUCAAGCUCAGGAAGAUAUUAUAGGAUCAAUAUUAAUGAUCACAACAAUGCACUUAGAAGAAAUUAACAAUGUUACCAAAUGUCCUCGAUACACUUAACGGUGCCAAAGGAUGGGGGAAUAACAAUAGUGUCACAAAGCUGUGCACAGAUGCAAACCAGGUGUAGUAAAGAGUUCUGUGACUGCGCACUUGAAAGGCAAUUAUCAUAUCUGAUUUUAUUUAUCCAUCUAUCUAAGUAGUCUUCACUGCUUCCAGUUCUCCUGCUACAGCUGGAAGUCCUGUUCUAUGAGGAUGUCAAGCUGCAACUGCAGUGUUUGCUGGAACCCAGACGGACGUAUUCGGAAACCCUCCAAAGGAAGUCUCCCCGUAGGCAUCAAAAAACACCUCAACUGGUUCCUUUAGAGGUGAAGGAGCAGCGGCUCUACUCCAAGCUCCCUCCAGAUGUCUGAGCUUCUCACCCUAUCUCCAAGGCUGGGCCCAGAUACCUUACAGAGGAAGCUCGUUUCAGCUUCUUGUAUCCGCCAUCUUGUUCUUUGGGUCACUACCCAGAGCUCAUGACCAUAGGUGAGGGUUGGAACGUAGAUGGAUGGUGAACAGAGAGCUUCUCCUUGCAGCUCAGCUCCCUCUUUACCACGACGGUUCGAUACAACGCCCACAUUACUGCUGAUGCUGCACCACUCCUCCUGUCCGCCUCGUGCUCUAUUUUCCCAUUAAAGCCCUGUGAAUGUCACAUAAAACAGACAUGCUCUUGGUGCUCCUGAUCACCUUCAUCGGUGUUGGAACUACAGCCUCUUCCUCAUCCCAGGCUGCUAACACAGAUUGUGAAGUUUGUUUUCUGGUCAAGUUGAAGAUCCACAGGGAAACUGCAAAUGUGCAGCUGCUUGUGCUGUUGCAUGCUAGUUUUCUGGGAUUCAUCCAUCAUAUUCCAGCGAUGGGAAGAUAAACUUUUCUGGACCUUAAACCCCUGUCAGCCUGAUCUUACUCUGCUUUACUGUUUCUCUGAUCUGUUGUCUGCUGCGUGGAAACAGUUCAUUCAGGGAUAUUUAAAACAGGAAAUUUUUCAAAUGUGCAAAUGAUAAAGGUGAAUGGUGACUAGAAAACAGAGGGAAGAAAUGCACGGUUCUCUUCUGCUGUCCUCCUCAGAACAUCUGUCACGUGACUUCGAGCUGUUUUGCUUUUUUUUUUUAAUGAGCAAUCAUGGCACAUCCACACAAAUGUUUGACCUGUGGAGUUCUACAAUAGAAAAGAAAGCACAUUUAAUUUAUAAAGCGCUUUUCAAGAUACUGCUCCUCGAUUUUGGACAAAACUACCAUCAUGAAAGUGCAGUUAAAGAUGCACCAGAGCAACGAAUCGAACCACAGGGUUGGACGAUGGACGACUACUUGAAAGCAGCGUUUUAAAUGUUUAAGAUAAUUAAAAGUAUUCAAAGCGUUGUUUUAUUUGCCUGUAUUCUGUGAAUGCAGACAGUUAAAACAGCAGCUUCCCUCCCCUCUCUUUAUUUAGUACAAAUGCACAUCACACAGAAAUGUAUUUUAGUAUUUUAAUAAAUGAUUUGUUGUUGUUUUUGUUUAUGUGAAGUUGUUCUGCACUGGAGUCUCACUGCUUUUAGCAACACUUUUCUAUUCAAAUUAAAGAUUUUCUAUUUAAACAACAA